Messenger RNA from Bombus terrestris (buff-tailed bumblebee), 3531 nucleotides. RefSeq names its product angiotensin-converting enzyme. The coding region runs from base 452 to 2644 and encodes 730 amino acids. NCBI's taxonomy places the organism in Eukaryota, Metazoa, Arthropoda, Insecta, Hymenoptera, Apidae. Gene Ontology annotation, biological process: proteolysis. Gene Ontology annotation, cellular component: plasma membrane. Gene Ontology annotation, molecular function: metallopeptidase activity; peptidyl-dipeptidase activity. The record is from RefSeq and is a predicted model, not a curated record. The transcript has 13 exons.
CAGUACAGUACGCUGAGUAUGCUGUCGAGGCGACUAGCAUGAUGUAAAGGAAUUUGGAUCGUGCGAACUUUGAACAAAUAGUCAUAUUGAUCAUAGUCAUAUAGUAUACACGUGAUGAAUUGUAUAUUAUUUGCAAUAAGAUAAAAGUGAGAUAAUCAAUCAACUACUGUGCAUAUCCGCAGUAGUUUUUGUUCGAUUUUAAUCAUUCUACGUUUUUUACGACAAUCUUUGGUCGUACUUCUGGUUUUUCGAGAAAUAGAAAACAUUCCAACGAGAGAGACGCGAGUAACUUCUUCACGUUUGUGUGCGUACGUUUACUCUUUUCCUCUGCGUGUUCGAACGCAUUCUGACGUGCAGUUGAUCCUUGUUCGUCACACAAAUCGAAGCCACUUAUCGGAAACAAAAUCGAAAACGUGAACGUCGAGCGAAACGACGCUCGGCUAGCUAAGGGAUGCCAUCAAAAUGGGUUUGCAUAAUCUUUAAUCUGAUAGUGUAUGUGGUUGCGUCAGUAGAAGAUGAAAAGACUAGAGCUUUCAUAAAAUUAACCGAAUUCGCUUACGAGGAUACUUGUAUGAGUACAGCUGAAGCGGAAUGGGAAUUCAUCAAUUCACCAUCGAAUGAAACAUUAUCAAAAUGGGAAGACGAAUUAAUUUCUUAUGCCUCCUUUAAGAACUUACAAAAAGACGAAGUUGGUAACAUUUCAAAAGCUGAUAUCAGAGAUGAAUCUUUACAAUACAAGUAUGAUGUUGCUGAAAAAAUAGGCGAUGCUUUAUUGGAUACCGAAGAUUUUAAAAGCCUUGUUCAUUUUUCUGGGACCAUAGAGUUGCUGAGAUUAUCUACAGUUCAUAAAGGAAUUUUAAAUAAUCACACAAGAAAAGAUGUGGAACGUAUACUGCCUCGUAGUAAUGAUAUUAGAAAUAAAAACACUGUUUGGAUAGCAUGGCAUCAAGAACUAGCUUCAUUAGUUAAAAAUUUCUCUGUUAUCCUACCACUUGUUGAUAAAGCUGCCAAAGCAAAUGGUGUCAAGGAUGUUAAAGAAUAUUGGGAACUUUUAAGUGGAUAUGGUGAUGGUUAUAAUAAAGUUGAAUAUAUAUGGAAUGGGAUUGUCGAUCUUCAUAAAAAAAUAUUGAAAUUUGUAAUAAGUAGCUUAUCUCAGAAGUAUGAUAUUGCUAUGAAUGAUACAAUACCAGCAUACUUACUUGGAACCUUGCAAGGAAACGACUGGAUUCCUAUAUCAGUUGAUGUAACACCUUAUCCAGAUCUUAUGUAUAAUAUUAAAAAAAAUCUUUGGAAGAAGAAACUUCAUGCAAGAACACUGUACAAAAUUGCUUCUGCUAUGAGUACACAAAUACUAAGUCAAGCGCCACAAGCAGAUUUUUGGAAAAAUAGCUAUUUCUAUGGACAGUGUCCUUCAAAAUUAGUUAAUUUCUGCAAAGAUGCUGUUUUGAGGGUAUCUACUUGCUUUGAACCUACUAUAAGUAACUAUCUCUCUACUCACAAAAACGUAGGAAAGAUUGUGUUCAAUCAAUUAUCUGUCGAGGAUACUCCAAUACUUAAUACGGCUAAUCGAUAUUCAGCGCUAGAAGAAGGUGUGUCGGAACUCUUCGGUAUUUUAGCGGCAAGUCCUGCUUGGUUAAAUUACACACGUAUUAUCGAUGACUCUAGCAAUAAUGAUCAAAAUUUAAUUAUAUCUCUUAUGAUUACUGCACUGAAUACGCUACCGCGGAUUGCUUAUUAUAUAUCUGUAGAUAUGUGGAGAAUUAAUGCUAUUGAAAAAAACUUAACAAAUCCUGAAGAUUUAAUAUCAUCUUGGUGGCAAUAUAGGGAAAAAUAUGAAGGAAUCAAAUCUAAUGGAUCUAAUUUGCCCACAUUUUUAAAUGAUGAUCAUAUCACGAACAAUAAGCCAUAUUUGCCAAAACUAGUUGGUACAAUGUUGGCAUUUCAGUUGUAUGAAUAUCUGAUGGAAUCCACAGAAAUUAGAUAUGAUUCGAUCGUAAGAAAACAGAUAAAUAUUAAUUUUUUAAAAAUGAUUCAGCAAGGUGCCGAUGAUUGGAUGAAAGUAGUCAAUAAAUAUUUAGAAAUAGAUGAAAUUUCACUGGAUUCGUUACUUUCAUUUUUCUCGCCGCUGGAAGAUUUCAUUGACGAGCAGUAUGAGGAUCUCCAAUACAAGGCAGUUACAGCCAAAGAGUCAGAAUUAGAUGAACUAGAAAAGAAACUAAUUAUGGAAAUAAAUGCCACGACUACUGAUGCUCCGCCAACCACUACAAUUGCCACUUCGAAACAAACUAUAAAGAAAAAAACAGAAAUAAUAAAUAGAAAGUCUCCAAGUAGACAGGAUGAUAAAAAGAGCGAUAUAAAUAUUGUGACUAAUUCGAGCAAAGAUUUAAAGUUUAAAUCGCCUAUAUAUGAACAAGUCGAAAAACCAGAAAAUCGUAAUCCACUACAACCAGUGACAACUGAGGCUCCUUUUGAUCCAUCACUUGACACCCAAGGCAUAGGAAAUGACAAUAAACCAAAGACGAAUACUAGUAAGGCAGCGUGGGCCGUGGGCGCAGUGCUGAUAGGAAUAAUAGUUAUUUGUAUAAUUGCGAUCUUCGGGAGACAAAGAUGUCGCAAAGUACCAAAAAAUAGACGAUACGUUUAAUGGUAUCUCUCUACGCUAAAAAUAUCUACAUAUUACGUAUAUUUAUUCUUGCAUUUAGUUUGUAAUAUUUGCCUGUGUAAGUUAUUGUUAUGGACCGUUUCGUGUAGAAAGACAUUUAUUAAUUCACAAUAUCUAAUAUUGUACAUUCCUUACUGUUCAUUGUAAAAGAAAAGAAAAGAAAAAAAACAGAGGCUACUUUCGGAAAUAUAGUGUGAAUACUAGUCUCUCGAUACAGUUGAGCAGUAUACAUAAGAGAGUGUCGUAAGAAGAAAAUUAGAGCUUGAUUAACAAAAUGAAAAGUAUUAACGCGUGGAUAUAUUAUAUUCAAUUAUAUCUUCUAAAUCGGAUUUAUUUAAUUUUCAUUGCAUUAUGUACAUAUGUAUACAAACUUAAUAUGUAUCAUUUUUGUAGAGUAAUAUUAGUCUUAAAAAUAAGAAAGGAAUGUCGUAACAUACAUACCAAGUACAAUAGUUCCUCUACCACUAUGCCAAACUAUAAAAAACAAAAAGGUUUUAAUAAACGCACAAAGCGGGAAAUAUCUCCCUUUUUUUAAAAUUUAUAGGACAUGUACUUCAAUGGUACCUUUAUUAGUCUAUACUAUAUCUACCAUAUUUUUCAAACUAAGGCUUGUACAUAAUCACUUAUACAAAAUUGUAAGAUGAAUGGGUAAUUAUACAAAUGUGUAACUAUCGCAACGUCAAGGAUGUCACAAAACCAAUGUCAUAUAUAUUUUUCUUACAUAAUACUACCAUGUAUGAUACUUAUAUAAGUAUAUGUAAUUUGUAUACGAUGUACUCUCUGUAUUGAGAAUUUAUAUUUUUUAUAAAAGUAUUUAUUUUGUACCGUAUAAAGGUAUUUAAUAAAGUAUUCUUCUGGUACAAAAUUAA